Messenger RNA from Dinoponera quadriceps, 3085 nucleotides. RefSeq names its product rab3 GTPase-activating protein catalytic subunit (gene Rab3GAP1). Gene Ontology annotation, biological process: positive regulation of GTPase activity. Gene Ontology annotation, molecular function: GTPase activator activity. NCBI's taxonomy places the organism in Eukaryota, Metazoa, Arthropoda, Insecta, Hymenoptera, Formicidae. The record is from RefSeq and is a predicted model, not a curated record. The coding region runs from base 1 to 2784 and encodes 927 amino acids. The transcript is spliced from 14 exons.
AUGAACAACGUUGAGAUCGAGGACUUCUAUCAUCACGAUUUCACAACUGCCUCCGAAUGGGAAGUGUUCAUCGCGCGUUUGGAGGAGAUCAUGCACGAAUGGAAAUUGCCCCAUACGAAGAUCGCGGGCUCCCUUCAGCCGGGGGAUUUUGUCAACUGUCAGUGGCACGAGGCCUCGGAGAAGCUGCACUUUGCAGACGUAGAAUUCCUGCUGAAGCACUACAAGCUACUGAAGGAAGAUGAAAAGGAAGAUACAGCUAGUCCCUUGGAAGAACGCGAGGAGGAAUGGACGCAGUGUCAGAAGGACAUCUUGGACAUAUCCAAUGACUUUGUGAGGCUCGAUGACAACUGCAUGGAGAUAACUCGUUAUUACGGCUGCAGGGAAUUUCUUGUUUUAAUACCGGCAAAGAAGGGAAGCUUAACAGAUGAGACUCGAAUUAAGAUCUUGCUUAGUUCACUGACAAUUGCAGCCAACAAUGCGAGUUGUUACAUCCCCGCAUUCGUGCAGGUGCAGGAGCCUUGGCAGAAUAUGUAUCUGGGAGGUUGCGCUGGUAAAGGAACCUGUGUGCAUCUUGACAUGGUGCACUUGAAGAAGAUACCGUCGCAUUGCAAAUAUCUUACUGGUCUGCUUGCUCUGUUCAAGCAGAAAGUCCGGGAAGGUUGCGCAGUGAGACUUGACACUGUGAUGGUAUCUGCUAGAUUUUCUUACCUAUUGAAGGACUGGACGAACAGCACGUGGACGCAGGAACCUCCGGAUUUCGAUUUCAUGCAGGGGGAAACAUUAGGCGUGGCCGAAUUGGGCAAGCUUCCCUUUGGCGCAACUUUUGAUCCCGUCGGGGAGCUUCAUCUAUUCACUACAUGGCCGGAGAUGCCGGAUAGCGUCGUCGUGGACAGCGAAGGGUUCUCUGAUCUGGAGCCGCAGCUCGCUCCCGAAUGGUCGGUACUGGUGAAAAUGGUGUCGUCGCCGGCCUGUUUGCUCGGUGAAUAUAUGACGGAUUUUCUGCACCUUUGCAACAAUCAGAAGACGAUGGUGGAGCUGUUGGGUGAGAACGCGUCCUACAUCCAUAGUGAUGAUCAAAUGUUGAGCUCGGCCUUCAACGCCCUCACCGAGUCCAGAAUACCCAUGAUCUCGACGGUCAUGGGCAGGGCCAGCUCGAAGAAAAACAAGAAUGUGGAGGGUCCGAUCUCCGAGGAAAUACUAUUGCCUAUACUUUACUUUCUCUUCCCAGACGCGGAGGAUAAUUCGAAAUUCCCCUACGGCGACAUCAGCGUGUGUAAUGUGGAUGACGACCAGUGGAAAGGCGUAAAGACGUGCGCGAUGGAUAGUCUUGUGUGGCGUUUAUCGGUCGUCGCAGCGCAUUGCGCACACAAUCUGGGUGGUGCGACGGCCUUGGCUCAGCUUUGGCAUGAAUUCGUGCAGGAGAUCAGGUUCCGUUGGGAGAGGAAUAUCCUGAUACCGGGAGUCGGGCCAAGCUUUCCGGACUCCGUUCGCACGUGUUUGCUGCACCAAAAGCUGCAGAUGAUGAAUUGUUGCAUAGCGAGGAAGAAGACGAGGGAGGAGAACGCGCACAAACCCCAGAGCAUGGACAUCGAUGAUGUGGAGGAGACAGAAUCCGAGGAAGAGGAAUUCUUCGAGUGCUCAAGUGAGGAAUUGGCGAACGAGGAGGUUUCAUCAACGAGGAUGCAACUGAAGGCGAAGCACCUGCUGUGGAACAAACCCGCGGGAAGAUUGGCCAAACACCCUACACUCAGGCUGAUUCAAAGCGGAGAUCCUCUUUAUCUACCCGUCACGCAGGAUCCCGUUCCGAAAACGGAGGACCAGCUGGAGGAGGACGCGCAGGUGAUGAUGCAGCUCGGCACCGAUAAGUACGCCUCCGAGAUGCGCGCGCGAAUGAUGAGCGCCUCCCUACUGUCCGAUAUGGAGUCCUUCAAGGCGGCGAAUCCUGGCGCGGUGCUGGAGGACUUCAUCCGAUGGUACUCCCCGAGGGACUGGAUCGACGACGAAGGGUUCGACGAGUGGGGACAAGGAAAGGGCCAUCUGUCGCCGCGGAUGAUGAUCCCCGAUAAUCCUUGGUCGACGACGUGGGCAUCGGCGCAACCAGUUCCUGCGCACCGGCAGAAGAGGCUGUUCGACGACACGCGGGAGGCGGAGAAGGUCCUGCACUACCUGUGCUCCAAACGAAUAGGCCAGGUCGCGCAACUUCUACUGCCGACCCUUACGCACGCAGCGCUCUACACCUUGAGCUCGCAGAAACAGGAGGCUCUGCCGAGCCUGCCCGACGUGGCGCACAGCAUACUCAACCGACUGCAAUUCGCGACGAAGCCGACUCACCAGAAACUCAAUUUAUACGAGGAUAUCACGCGCGACGUCGAGGGCGUAGAGGCGCUGGUCGCUCAAGUGAAUUCACUGCAGCGCAAACUGGGCGGUAGUAACGACUCGAAGGAAUUCACGUCAUUCUUGAUCCAGCUGAUGCGGGGCAAGGAAGUGAGCGUGCCUGGUGGUUCCAGAGGUGACAUCGCAUCUCGCAUAACGACGAUGUUCCGCGACGCUCAGAGGGCCGCUCACAUGAUGACGUCCACCAGCGGCAAUAACGACGCGGACGCCGCGGGAGACAGCCGGCAUAAAACGUUCCCCGAGCCCACGUCCAAGGAAUUUAUUCUGCGGGCGAUAAUACCGCGACCUUCACCGGCCUCCACACCGCAGCCGCAGCGGCUGUACGCCUGCCUCAAACGAGACCACAUUCGUUUGGCCGGAUUCUUCUCCGAAGACACGACGUUCUUGUAGUCCCCGCCCCGAUCAGAAUUCCCCGUCAUGGUGGAAUUCGCGUAAUCUUCGUAAACGGGUUCGCCGCGCGAGCGACUGUCGCCGGUGAGCGCGCGAAUAGCGAGAGCUGAUACGCUCGUUCCCUUCGUCCGACGACGAUCGUCCGCGCUUCAUCCGUGCCGUGUUGUAUCCGGGAACCUUCGCGACUUCGCGUUCGUUUCUUGCAAACGCAGCGCGACGCGCUCUCGUCGUCUCAUCGCGCAUUUAUUUAACGGGAUGUGCGCACGUUAGAUGCACACAGGCGUUACAGCUUUUAUCGCUC